AUGUUAUCGUACAUUCCAUCCAACCCACUAACUGCAACUUCAAUAUCAGAAUCACUCCAAAGUUACAUAAUUUCAGACACCCCUUUCCAUGGCCAAAAGAUUCAUACCCAUAUUCUCAAAACUGGAUUUAACCCCAAUACUAACAUAUAUAUAAAACUUUUGAUAUUGCAUUUAAAAUGUUCUUGUAUAAUAUAUGCCCGGAAAGUGUUUGACGAAAUGCCUCAACCAACUUUAACUGCUUAUAAUUUCAUGAUAGCUGGGUAUACAAGAUAUGGUGAAGUGGGUCAGUCUUUAAAUAUGUUUAGGAGGCUUGUUUCGUGUAAUGAGAAGCCAGACGGGUAUACUUUCUCGAUGAUUUUGAAGGCUUCGAGUAACGAUUAUAUGUUGUCGAACAGAUCAAGGACUGGGUUAAGGAUUGGCAAGGAGGUUCAUGGGCAGAUUGUGAAAGCUUAUGGUAAUAUGGAUGAUGUUCUUUCGACGCCUUUGGUGGAUUUGUAUGUGAAGAGUGGGAGGGUUGAGUACGCCAGACGAGUGUUUGAUUUUAUGAUGGAUAAGGAUUUGGUGUGUUCGACGUCGAUGAUUUCUGGUUAUAUGAGACAAGGUUAUGUGGAAAAUGCCGAGGACGUGUUUGAGAAGACGGGCGAGAAAGAUGUAGUGAUGUUUAAUGCGAUGAUUGAAGGUUAUAGUAAGUCGGUUGAAACUGCUAAGAGGGCUAUUGAUGUUUAUAUAAGUAUGCAAAGAUUGGAUUUUAAGCCAAACAUGUCUACUUUUGCAAGUAUUAUAGGCGCUUGUUCUUUAUUAUCGACGUUUGAAGUUGGGCAACAAGUACAAGGGCAACUUAUGAAGACCGAAUUUGCAAGUAAUAUUAAGAUGGAAAGUGCUCUUGUUGACAUGUACUCAAAAUGUGGGAAGAUUGAAGAUGCUAGAACGGUUUUUGAUGGCAUGCGUGUAAAGAAUGUGUUUUCUUGGUCUUCGAUGAUUGAUGGGUAUGGGAAGAAUGGUGAUCCGACUGAAGCACUUGAGCUUUUUGGUCGAAUGCAAAAAAUCUAUGAUAUUAGACCAAAUCAUGUCACUUUCCUUGGUGCUCUUUCGGCUUGCGGACACGCUGGCUUGGUAUCUAAAGGGAUAGAGAUUUUUAAAAUCAUGGAGAACGAUUACUGUUUGAAACCACACAUGGAGCACUAUGCCUGUAUGGUUGAUCUACUGGGCCGAGCAGGAAGGCUUAAUCAAGCAUUGCAGUUUGUAAUGUCGAUGCCUGAGAAGCCUAAUUCUGAUGUUUGGGCAGCGUUGCUUAGUUCUUGUAGAAUACAUGGCGAUGUAGAGAUGGCAAGUAUUGCUGCCAAUGAGCUUUUUAAGUUAAGUAGUAAUAGUAGGCCCGGGGCAUAUGUUGCGUUAUCAAAUACUUUAGCGGAUGCAGGGAAAUGGGAUAGCGUUACUGGCAUUAGGGAACUAAUGAAGACUAGAAAUAUAACAAAAAAUACUGGUUCCAGUUGGAUAGGCACUGAUGAUGUUUAAGAAUAUUUUCAUACUACAUGAAAUGUUUUGAGUCAAGAGUGUAAUGCGUAUUCUAUCUGCUGUAUAUUCUAUCAUUCUUACA
Messenger RNA from Erigeron canadensis, 1597 nucleotides. Its product is annotated as pentatricopeptide repeat-containing protein At1g28690, mitochondrial. Bases 1 to 1515 code for a protein of 504 amino acids. Gene Ontology annotation, biological process: RNA modification. The transcript has a single exon. Gene Ontology annotation, molecular function: RNA binding; protein binding. The record is from RefSeq and is a predicted model, not a curated record. Lineage: Eukaryota; Viridiplantae; Streptophyta; Magnoliopsida; Asterales; Asteraceae.